Messenger RNA from Cherax quadricarinatus, 3445 nucleotides. RefSeq names its product Trehalose-6-phosphate synthase 1 (gene Tps1). Gene Ontology annotation, cellular component: cytosol; alpha,alpha-trehalose-phosphate synthase complex (UDP-forming). Lineage: Eukaryota; Metazoa; Arthropoda; Malacostraca; Decapoda; Parastacidae. The record is from RefSeq and is a predicted model, not a curated record. Gene Ontology annotation, molecular function: trehalose-phosphatase activity. Gene Ontology annotation, biological process: trehalose biosynthetic process.
CUAGAUCAGUGAACACCCAGAAGGCUUGCUGGCAACUCUCCGAGAGGGAUAUGUGAAGCUUCCUCAAGUGGUGGCAGCACCGAGGAGAGACUUUUAUCGUGCAAGUGAACUGAGGAAGUGUUUUAUUAUUGUUAAAGAAGACAUUAAGUGUGACCAAACAUGAAGGUACACUCGACGUCGCCCAUGGUGGUGGUUGCCAACAGGUUGCCCUUCCGCCUCGGUACUGAUCCCAAGACCGGGAAACUAAUUAGACUGCAAUGUGCUGGUGGUCUGGUGACAGCUGUAGCACCCGUGGUGGUGGAAACUCAGGGACUCUGGGUGGGAUGGUCUGGUCUCCACCUCGAGGAUAAUAAUGUGGAAAUUCCUGAAGCUGAUCCUAAUGACCAGACACCCACGGCAGGCCUGAAGAGCAGUCAGGUGAUUCCCGUGACAGUACACAAGAAGCUCUUUGAUGACUACUAUAAUGGUUGUUGUAACGCUACCUUCUGGCCGCUCUUCCACUCUAUGCCUGAUCGUGCACUCUUCCAGGCUGACAAGUGGGAGGCAUACAGAGAGGUGAAUGCAGAGUUUGCCCGGCUUACAGUUAUGGCAGUGCAAAGACUGUCCGAGACUCACCCUGGAUCUGUGCCUCUGGUUUGGCUCCACGACUACCAUAUGAUGCUGGCAGCAAACACUAUUCGUGAGAAAUGUGAUGAACUGAACUUACCCAUCAAGAUGGCAUUUUUCCUUCAUAUUCCCUUCCCAUCAUGGGACAUUGUGCGUCUCUUUCCCUGGGAUGAUGAACUACUUCAAGGCAUCUUAGGAUGCGACUCCAUUGGCUUUCACAUUGAAGAUUAUUGCCUUAACUUCAUCGACUGCUGUCAGAGACGUCUUGGUUGUCGUGUUGACAGACAACAAAUGUUAGUUGAACACAACUCCCGGACAGUAACCAUCAAUCCUCUACCUAUUAGCAUUCCUUAUGACCGUUUUGUGGAAUUGGCAGAGAAGGCACCACAGGUGGUGAAGAACAACCCUCAUGAGCAGCUGCUGUUAGGAGUGGACCGUCUGGACUAUACAAAGGGACUCGUUCAUCGUAUUAAAGCUUUCGAAACUCUUCUCAACAAACACCCAGAGUUGAUUGAGCGUGUGACUUUCCUUCAGGUAGCAGUCCCAUCACGCACAGAUGUGAAAGAGUACCAAGAGCUGAAAGAAGAGCUUGAUCAGAUGAUUGGCAGAAUCAAUGGCCAGUUCUCAACACCUAAUUGGUCUCCGAUACGCUAUAUCUAUGGCUGUGUCUCACAAGAUCAGCUAGCAGCCUUUUAUCGUGACUCUUCUGUUGCAGUGGUGACGCCACUGAGAGAUGGAAUGAAUCUUGUUGCUAAGGAAUUUGUUGCAUGUCAGACAGGUGAACCUGGGGUCCUCAUUCUCUCUCCAUUUGCUGGUGCUGGAUCCUCAAUGCAUGAAGCUCUUCAUGUUAAUCCUUAUGAGACUAAUGAAUUUGCCGACACAAUUUAUCGUGCCCUCACCAUGCCCAAGGAUGAACGUGAGUUGCGCAUGAAACACUUGCGUCGCCGUGAGCGAGAAUUUGAUGUGAAUUUCUGGCUCAGGUCAUUUCUGAAAACAGUAGAUUGUCUCAGCGAUGAAGAAAAAUCUGCAGCACUUGGUCGCUUACUCCCAAUGAGAGAAGAAGAUUUUACAGAAUUUUUGGGUUCAUAUGUGACAGAAUCAUCACGUCUAGCAUUGUUGAUGGACUACGAUGGUACUUUGGCACCCAUUGCACCCCAUCCUGACCUGGCUGAAAUGCCAGCAGAAACACGGCGUGUCUUGGAACGCUUGGCACACAUGCCUGAUGUGAACAUAGCCAUCAUAUCGGGUCGCUCCAUGGCUAAUGUGCGGUCAAUGGUUGGUAUUGAAGGCAUAACAUAUGCUGGUAAUCAUGGAUUUGAAAUCCUACACCCAGAUGGCACCUUAUUCAUGCACCCUGUUCCUCAUGAGUAUGAAGUUCAACUUGAAGCCCUAAAGAAGCGUUUGGAGGAAAUAUGUGUAGAGGGUUCAUGGGUCGAGAAUAAGGGAACAGGCAUUGCUUUUCACUACCGUGAGGUUCCAGGAGAAAAAGUGACAAGUCUCACAGCCGAGGCUCAGAAGGUAUUUAAAGAGGUAGGCAUACCCAUACAUGAGUCCCAGUGUGCCUUUGAAGCGCGGCCUCCAGUAACCUGGGACAAGGGUAGUGCUGCUAUAUACAUUCUCCGUACUCUGUUUGGCCUUGACUGGUGUGAUCGUGUGUCAACCAUCUUCGCUGGUGAUGACAAAACUGACGAAGAUGCCAUGAGAUCGCUACAAGGAAUGGCUGUCACCUUCCGAGUGACCAGAUCUCAGAACCUAAGAACAGCAGCCAUGCAUCGACUUCCUUCAACAGAUGCUGUUCUUUCUAUGCUCAAGUGGAUUGAGAGAAGAUUAGGGUCUCGGUUGCCUCAUGUCAAUGGUGUGAGAUCAAGAACAGCUAGUAUGUCCAGUAAUGGAAACAGGUCCCCACCCCACUCUCCCACUACACCCCACUGUCGUUCUCGCACUAACUCCAGAUCUGAGCCCAGUAAGCAGAUGAUGCUGAUUAAUGAUAAACUCUAUCACCAGUACAUUGCCAAACUAGCAUCUCCUGCCAGAAGUGCAAGUAGAUCUCCACCUCAAUCUCCAACAAGGUCCACCAUGUAAAUUGUAUCACUUAUCUGUGCCUUCUAUGUUAAUCUGAGAACUUUAUUUCACCCACCCUUGGCAGGUACCAGGGAAGGCAGUAGUUCCGGGCAUACCCAGGUCUCGCUUCAUGCAAGAUAGGAACAUAUCUCUCAUCCCCGCACCACUGUGGUGAUUAUCAUCAUAAUUAAGCACUAAACCCACAAGGGUCAUACAGACCACUGUGGUGAGCCUCGCAAUUCUGGGUCUUUGUACAAAUGUCUGCCCGUGGGCAUCCUUUUUUUAUACAAGGAUUAACUCUAAGGCUUUCAUAUUUUAAGUAAACAUUUUCAAAUGUACAGUUUUUAAAUAAACUACAUAUAUACAGUAUUUAUGAUUUUUUCAGGAAAUGACAUUUUAAUUUUUUUUAAGUUGCAUAAAGCUUUUACACUGUAGGUAAUGGCCAUGGGCAACAUUAUAGCCUACUCAUAUUUCAUGCCUAUUUUUCAGGUGUUAUUUGUAAGUAUAUUAUAUCAUUUGUAAUAUAGAACUUGCCUACUCACAUUUCAUGCCUAUUUUUUAAGUGUUAUUUGUAAUAUAUUUUAUAGAAUGUCAUUUGUAAUAUAGAAAGUGUAUAGAAUGACUGAUGAGUGUGUUAAUGUCUCGAACCCCUAUAUAAUUAUGUACAUUUCCUGUGAUAACCCAGUGUUGUGUUCUCGUGUGAACUUGAUACCAACAUGUGUGAUUGUAUAGCUUUAAACAGACCUUUAUAAAUUGUUUAAUAAAGUCAGUCCAAAAC